UAAAAAUGGUAUUUCCUUAUUUGUAACAAAAAGUUUGAGUUACACAGUAUUUUGAAUUUCAAAUUCACUCUCUCCCCUCUCUCUAUAAAACCCUAAUAAAUGUUUUUGGGUUGUUGAAUUUUUUUGCAGUUUUGAACAAGUUCAGGAAUUAUACUGUCGAAGCUAACCCUUGAGAUAUCACGACUGUGCAAAGCAUGAGUUCCCAAGAAAGUAGUGCACAACCAAUUAGGCGUACAAGGUCCCAGUCAAGAAGAAAUACUGUUCUAAAUGUGGAUCUAAAUGCUGCACCGCCAGCUGAGAACAGAAUUCAGGAAGGAGAUCCUAUUCAUGUUGUGUCUGGGGAUACACCACAAGGACGAAGAGGUUCCUCUUUGACAGCUGGAGCAAUUGAUGUUGAGGCACUUGAUGAUGAUGUGAUUAUAUCAUCCCCUAGGGCGUUUGCAGUAGCUAAGAACAACUCUAGAAGGAAUCAAGGACGGGUUAUUGUGCUUGAUGUGGAUUCUGAGGACCGUGCGUCUAGGGGUAACAGUCGCAACAGGCAUAGAAGAGUCUCUACAAAUCAAGCAGCAAACAAUGGUGAUAUUCACAUAGACCUAGAAGGACAUAGCUGCCCAAAGAGAGUUGAUCUAAGAAGUGCAAUACCAGCACCACCAAAAGAGCCUACAUUCAGCUGUCCAGUGUGCAUGGGUCCAUUAGUUGAGGAGAUGUCAACGAAAUGUGGUCACAUUUUCUGCAAGGCGUGCAUUAAAGCAUCCAUUGCUGCUCAGGGAAAAUGUCCUACGUGUAGGAGGAAACUGGCCGCGAAAGACACCAUAAGAGUAUAUCUUCCUGCCACAAAUUAAGUCCAAGGUAGAACAUGUCAUGGCUAUUAUAUAACAUGGUUGAUCACCUUCUUUGACAGGAUUUUGCUAUCAUUUACAUGACCUCUGGAUGAAGUGUAUGACUAUGUGAGUGGAAGGGAAAGUAUGACUGGAAAUACUUUUUCAGUUUAGCUUUAGGUCUGAAUCAUUGAUGGUACUCUUACAGUAUGUGCCUUUAAAAGAUUGGUGUAAUUAGUAAAUGGAUUUAAGCUACAUGCAUUGACAACUUUUGUGAUAUCAUUUGUGUAAUAUACCUUGAAGAAAAUCUAUGAACCAUUCAGCAA
Molecule: messenger RNA, 1144 nt
Organism: Solanum lycopersicum (tomato)
Lineage: Eukaryota; Viridiplantae; Streptophyta; Magnoliopsida; Solanales; Solanaceae
Molecular function (GO): SUMO-ubiquitin ligase activity
Source: RefSeq, a predicted model, not a curated record